This is a messenger RNA of Bipolaris victoriae FI3, 750 nucleotides long. RefSeq lists its product as hypothetical. The transcript is spliced from 2 exons. Gene Ontology annotation, cellular component: spliceosomal complex; cytosol. The record is from RefSeq and is a predicted model, not a curated record. NCBI's taxonomy places the organism in Eukaryota, Fungi, Ascomycota, Dothideomycetes, Pleosporales, Pleosporaceae. Gene Ontology annotation, biological process: mRNA cis splicing, via spliceosome. The coding region runs from base 1 to 750 and encodes 249 amino acids.
AUGUCACUCCAACACCUCGACAGCCCGCCCAAGGCCGACGACUUCACCCCGCUCUCGGAACACCAGCAGCAGACGCCAGCUUCUUUCUUUGGCGCAAAGCCCGUUCUUCACGCCCACUAUGAAGCCAUGACUCUAUCUGUUGCUGCCGAUCAGCUUCAGCAAGACCCUGCAUUCAGCAAAUUCAGUUCAAGACGCGAGGGAGAAGAGGACUUGGUAGACGGGGUUGACGUUUGGGUCUCUUCAGAGCAUAAUACACCCUCGCCCGUCGGCAUAUCUAUCCCGUAUCCGUCUCUCGCUCUCCACGCAACAAUGAAGUACAAGUCAACCAUCGAAGCACUGUAUAUGAACAUCUCACUCAACGACGCCGAAACUGUCAACGAAGACGAUGACAUUCGUAUGCUUGAAAUCACUGUUCUGCCUCCAUCUUAUGCGACGAAACCUACCGACACGUGUAUCUCCGAGUUCUUCGCUGCGCUAAAUACUUGUGCGGAUCUUCAUCCUGACCCAGACGCUAGUGACGAUGAGGGCGAUGAUAUGCUGGAUGACACAGCGCCUGGUGCAUCGGGCUGGAUUACAGCGGACAACAUGGACGAAUAUCUCGAUGAAGAUGGUAACUUUAAGGGCAUGGUGAUUGGAGAAGAGCUGGGUCCAGGUGCUGGCACAGUAAGGACAAGGGAGGAGGCAGACGAUGGAUCAAAUGGUGUCAAUGGAGCUGAUGGACACGAAGAAAAGUACCACCGUACUGGCUAG